This is a messenger RNA of Adineta steineri, 1572 nucleotides long. NCBI's taxonomy places the organism in Eukaryota, Metazoa, Rotifera, Eurotatoria, Adinetida, Adinetidae. The record is from the annotation of a GenBank genome assembly.
AUGUUAUGCAAUAAUAAACAUUGUUAUCGAUUAAUAGGAAAAGUUUCCUAUCAAUCUCAACGUUUAUUUACUCAAACUCGUCAAUUAAAAGAUUUAGAACAGAUUUAUGAAUUACUUAAAGAAGAAUCAUUAUCUUCACAAUCAUCAUAUUCAGAACAUAUGAAUCCAGCUGGAAUAUUUGCUAAUAAUGAAUUAGAUUUACAUAAAAUAAAAGUCUAUGGUUUUGAUUUCGAUUAUACAUUAGCAAGAUAUAAAUCAACGUUACAUUCCUUAAUUUAUGAUCAUACAAAAGCGUAUCUUGUGAAAAAUUUAAGAUAUCCUGAGCAAAUAAAGGAUUUUUGUUUUCGACCUGGUAUGGGUGCACGUGGUCUUCAUUUAGAUAUAAAACGUGGAUGGUUAAUGAAAGUUGAUAGUUAUCAUAAUAUUCAAUUAGGAACUGUUUAUCAUGGUAUGCGACAAGUAAGCGAUCAAGAAGUUAUCGAUGCACAUCAUGGUACAAAAUUAUCUGUUGAGGAAGUUGGUUAUCUUGGUAUGACAUCAAAUAUGUUUCAAUAUGUUGAUAUAUUUACGAUACCAGAAAUCACCAUCUUACGAGAUGUAAUACAGUUUUUUAUUGAUAAUAGUAUUCCAUUUGCUGCUGAAUAUGUACAUUAUGAUGUUCGAGAAGCUGUUGGUGCUUUUCAUAAAAGUGGUAUAAUGCAUCAAUUAGUUGGACAAGAUGCAGAAACUUAUUUUGAAGAAAAUUCUCGUUUAAGACCGUUUUUACAACGACUUCGUGAUGCUAAUAAGCAAUUAUUUUUAAUAACAAAUAGUGCCUAUUGGUAUGUUAAUCGUGGUAUGACAUCUUUACUUGGAGCGAAAUGGCAAGAUUUCUUUGAUAUUGUCAUAUGUCAAGCUAGAAAACCAUCAUUUUUUGGUGCACUCAAAAGACCAUUUAGAGAAAUAAAUAUUAAUAAUAAUUCGAAAUCUUGGGAUCGUGUUUCGAAAUUAGAAAAAGGAAAAGUCUACGUUGAAGGUAAUCUUACAACUCUUGCUGAAAUAACACAUUGGCAAGGUCAUGAUGUACUUUAUAUUGGUGAUCAUAUUUAUGGUGAUUUAGCAGAUUUAUUUUUAACACAUGGAUGGAGAACAGGUGCAAUAUUAGAAGAAGUUGAAGACGAAAUUAAUAUUAUUAAUUCUGAAACAUUCCAAAAAACUAUGCGAUGGCUAAAUGUUCUUCAAUGGUUAAUUGAUCAAUUACAAAUCAUUCCUGGUCCUGAAGCUGAUAUUCUAAUGAAAAGUUGGGUUGCUGAACGUGAAGAAGAAAGAACAAAAUCUCGUGAUUAUUUUAAUCCUUAUUUUGGUUCUAUAUUUCGUACAUAUACAGUACCAACAUAUUUUCAUCGACGUUUAGCACGUUUUGCUGAUGUUUAUACAUCAAAUGUUUGUAAUUUUCUCAAUUAUCCACUUGAUUAUAUAUUUUUUCCACGUCGUAUGGCAUUAGCACAUGAAAAUGUGUUACCGACACCUGAUAUUGAUUUAUUAUUGAUGAAAACUGCUCAAGAAGCUAUGCGUUUCGAAACCAAACUUUAA